Messenger RNA from Cuscuta epithymum, 465 nucleotides. Lineage: Eukaryota; Viridiplantae; Streptophyta; Magnoliopsida; Solanales; Convolvulaceae. The record is from the annotation of a GenBank genome assembly.
CAACAACCGAGAUUGUUCAUCUCAAUGCUCCAACGAAUUUUCCAAUUAAGCUCUCUGCCGGCAAUUUUCCAGUUUGGCGUAGGCAAGUUGAGGCUACCCUUAUUGGGUAUAAUCUUCUUCCCUACAUUGACGGAUCUCUCAAACCUCCAUCCAAGUUCACGGAUGCUGAGAAACGGAUUCCUAAUCCAUGUUAUUCCAUUUGGUAUCGUCAAGAUCAAAUCUUGAUCAGUGUGUUUCUUGGCAGUUGUACUGAUUCAGUACAACCUCUCCUUUCAUCUGCCACAACCUCUCAAGAAGCCUGGUCAACUCUUCUCACUAGCUAUGCCAACGCUUCUCCAGGUCGCAUUUUAGCCCUCAGGAACAAGUUAUCUCGUAAUCCUCGUGGCACUCGCUCAAUAUCAGAUUACUUGAAAGACAUGCAACAAAUUGCAUCUGAACUUGCUUUGGCUCAAAAUCCUGUUUCGG